Molecule: messenger RNA, 2101 nt
Organism: Prorocentrum cordatum
Lineage: Eukaryota; Dinophyceae; Prorocentrales; Prorocentraceae
Source: the annotation of a GenBank genome assembly
CGUCGUCGUCGUCGUCGCCGUCGUCGUCGUAGUCGUCGCCGUCGUCGUCGUCGUCGUCGUUGUUGUCGUCGUCGUCUCUGGGACCAUACCAUUUGGGGGGGGGGGCGUGGGCCCCGAGCCCGGGACCAUAGGUGUUCAGUUAGAAUCCACCAAGGACGAUGGCGCUACUGGAGUGCAAUUAGCGUGUGAGAAAAGCACUAUCCAAGAAGCGCCCUCCCAGGUGCGGAUCACUGCCACAGCACUCGAGGUCGAGGAGUUGCUGGAGCUGCCGUGCGACGUGAUCGCCAUGGACGCCACGGCCCGGGCACGCCCGGGCCUGCAGGAGCUCGGCGCGCUGGUGGCGAGGGCGCACGCGGGGGGCCUGCUGGUCAUGGGGGCACCAUCUGGCGUCCAUGGAGCUCGCGGUGGCCGCCGGCUUUCUGAUUCCUCGGGACGUGGUCGGCUCGACGCUGGCUGGCUACACGGGCGCCCCCAGCACGCAGCGCAGGGGCCUCGAGGGGCCCGCGCUGGAGCUGGUGCGCGAGGCCGCCGCGCGGCUCGGGGUGCCCGUGAUCGCCGAGGGGCGCUUGUCGUCGCCCUCGCACGUCUUCUCGGCUAUGCGAGCCCGGGGCCGCUGGAGUCACGAUCGGGGGCGCCAUCAACGACCCCGUGAAGACCACGCAAAUGCUGCUCAGGGGCGCGCACGCAGGCAUCCUGUCGUUCAACGAGUCCUCGCCAUCGGGGCGUUCGACAUAGGGGGCACUUGGCUUCGCUACGGGCUCUUCAGUGCAGACUGGCGCUUGCUCCGAAAGGAGCGCCUUCCUCUGCCGAAGACUGCCGCCGAGCGCAGGACGUGGAUGCUCGAGCAAGUCUCUGUGGACGGCGUCAGCUGCGUCGGCGUCUCCACAGGGGGUGUGGUCCACCCUCUCACGGGCGUGGUGACCUCUGCGAAGGAGGAGGUGAUUCCAGACCAUGUGGGCUUUGAUUUCAAGGAGCUGUUCGCUCCGUUGCCGGUCGUGGCGCUGAACGACGGCCUGGCCACAGCGUGGGCACACGCAUGCUUAGUUCGCGGGGCUCCGAGUUGCCACCUUGGCGCUCGGUACCGGGGUUGGCUGUGGCUUCGUCAACGAGCACAUGCAGCUUCUCAUGGGCACCGGCGGGGCCCCCCCCAGUCUGAACGACCUGCUGGCGCCGGUUGCGUCUCCAGAUCUGGUGUUGUCAGGGGUGGCCCUGGCUCAGGGUGAGCCCAGUUUUCCCUCAGGGGUAAGGAGCACUGAUUCGCUCCAGCAGUUUCAAGAUCUCCACGAUUUCCCAGUGCCCAUGGAUCCGCACGGACUCCAGAAACGAGGAUUUCUGGCAAUCCUGGAACGCAUUUCUGGCAAAUCGUAUCACUACGUUCUUCUCUUCCUAUUUCCAGUGAGGCCCAGGUCGCCUCAGGAGCGCCGCUCUUCCAGUUUCCCCGCUCCCAUCCCCUUCCUGGAGGGGGAACCCAUACCGAUACCGCUGCUCGUCCCUUCUUUUUCACGGCUGGAUUCUCAUCGGAAUUCUGGCCAGAAUGCACCACGGGAGAGGUCCGAGGAGUAGUUCCCUCACAGCUCUUCUUCUUAUUAUUCGUCUUCUUCUUCGUCUUCUUCUUCUUCUUCUUUUUCUUAUUCUCCUUCUUCUUCUCCUUCUCCUCCUCCUCUUCCUCCUCCUCCUCCUCCUCCUCCGCCUCUCCAUCGUUUGUCCUCUAGGCAUUCCGCGUCUCGCGAGGGCGCUGGAGGUGGCCCACUGGCUCCGGCUUGUGGGGCAGCGUACCAGGGAGUUACUCCCCUGCGAUCGCCAUGCGAUUCCGCGCCGUCCGCGGAGUCUCUGGAUUCCCGCCGCCUCCAGGCGCCGCGCGAGCGUCGCCGCGCAUUGCCGUUUUCAGCUUGGCCAGGGGGAAGAGGGAGGGGGGAUUUCGGAAAAGGCCUCGUCGACUUGCGCCUCUCGGUGGUGGCCAAAGUCGGCGGCGGCGCCUGCUGGCAACGAGCCCCUGGAUUCGAUCCGGCGCGCCGCCGACGUCGAUUCGACCCCGCCGCACUUUGCCGGGCAGGCGGAGGGCGAAACGGGGAACCCGUUUGCGAAGCAGGAUGAGGGGGGC